ACGAAGUGGCGGCUCUGUUAAUGUUGGCGGGAGCUAAGCCACCCUCUGACUCUCCUCGCUGUCAGUCCUGGGCUGACUGUGGUCUAGGGGGUUGCGUGUGGUGCUCCCGGUUUCGUGCAGGAUGCGGGUGGCUGUGGCCGGCUGCUGCCACGGCGAGCUGGACAAGAUCUAUGAGACUCUGGCGCUGGCGGAGCGCCGCGGCCCGGGGCCGGUGGAUCUGCUGCUGUGCUGCGGCGACUUCCAGGCGGUGCGUAACGAGGCCGACCUACGCUGCAUGGCUGUGCCUCCCAAGUAUCGCCACAUGCAGACGUUCUACAGGUAUUAUUCUGGAGAGAAAAAGGCCCCAGUGCUCACGAUCUUCAUUGGGGGAAACCAUGAAGCUUCAAAUCAUUUGCAAGAGCUACCCUAUGGUGGCUGGGUGGCCCCAAACAUUUAUUAUUUAGGUUUGGCUGGUGUCGUAAAAUACCGAGGUUUAAGGAUUGGUGGAAUCUCGGGUAUCUUUAAAUCUCAUGACUAUCGAAAAGGUCAUUUUGAGUGCCCCCCUUAUAAUGCAGCUACAAUAAGGAGUAUAUAUCAUGUGAGAAAUAUUGAAGUCUUUAAAUUAAAACAGUUGCUGCAGCCUGUCGAUAUAUUCUUAUCUCAUGAUUGGCCAAGAAGUAUAUAUCAUUAUGGAAAUAAGAAACAACUUCUUAAGACUAAGUCUUUUUUCCGACAAGAAGUGGAAAAUAACACAUUAGGAAGUCCUGCUGCCUCAGAACUUUUAGAGCACCUGAAACCUACUUACUGGUUUUCUGCUCACCUUCAUGUGAAAUUUGCAGCCUUGAUGCAGCAUCAGGCCAAUGAUAAUGGACAGCCAGCCAAAGCAACCAGAUUUUUAGCCUUGGACAAGUGCUUGCCACAUAGAGACUUUCUUCAGGUGAUAGAAAUAGAACAUGAUUCCCAGCGCUCCUGAUUACUAGAGUAUGAUAUUGAAUGGCUCACCAUUCUCAAGGCUACUAUGAUCUUAUUAAUGUGGACUGGGCACCUGUGGAAUAUGCCUGAAAAUAAUGGCCUGCAUACAAGUUGUGACAUGCUUGAACCUAGUCCGCUGGCUGGCAUGGAUCUGCUUUAUGAACAGUGGCAACAGAAGAAGCUAUCGAAAGAAGUACUGGAAAAGUUGAAUUAUGACCUUAAAGUUCCAUGUAACUUCACUGUAACAGCUGCUUGUUAUGACCCUAGCAAGCCACAGAACCAAAUGCAGCUGGUUCAUAGGAUCAGUCCUCAGACUACUGAAUUUUGUGCCCAGCUUGGCAUCACAGACAUUAACGUCAGGCUUCAGAAGGCCAAGGAAGAACAAAACUUGUGUGGUGAAUAUGAAGAGCAGGAUGCUGCAGAGAGUAAUGACUCUGGAGAAGACCCUAGUGAAUAUAACACAGACACCUCUGCCCUGUCCUCUAUUAAUCCAGAUGAAAUAAUGUUAGAUGAAGAAGAGGAAGAUGAAGAUAGUAUUGUAAGUGCACAUAGUGAUAUGAAUACACCAUCUGUAGAACCUCCUUCUGAUCAAGCUUCUGACUCUUCUGCAAGUUUUUCUGAUGUCAGGAUCUUGCCAGGUUCCAUGAUUGUAUCUUCUGAUGAUACACUGGGUUCCCCAAUUGGUAGAGAGGGGAAACCUGGUGAGGCUGUGGAGCCAGGGAAUGAGAAGGACUCAAUUGAGGUGCCAUUGAAGAGGCUGAGUGACGAACAUGAACCUGAACAAAGAAAGAAGAUUAAGAGGAGGAAUCAAGCCAUCUAUGCUGCAGUAGAUGAUGAUGAUAUAGCAUAAGUCAAUUUACUUGCCUUAGUAUUACAUGCAGAUACUCAAUUUUUGAGACUGUAUUUUUAGUUGGAUUUUUGACUCAAGACUUUGUCAUAAUGAAGUUACCAUGCAAAAAAUUUAGUGAAGUAUUAACUUUGUCUUUAGGCCUUUGUAUAUUUCAUAUACAAGCAUAUUAAAAUUUCAUAUAUUUAUUUGAUUGAGUACUUUACUUUGAAGACAUACAUUAUUCACUUUCGUAUUUUCAGCAAGCACUUACUGAACACCCACUAUGUGCCUGGCAUUCUUCUGUAAGAUGGGUAUAAAAGUAAGAGUAUUUUGUCUUCAAGGAAUUACUACCACUGUAAAUAUCUUUGUGUAUAAAAUAUGGUAUAUGCAUAUUUUGUUUUAUAGAAUUGUCAUUUUUGAAUAUACAAUUAUCUAUGCUUUUUUUCUAUUAGAAGUAUUUUCCCGGGUCAGCUCGUAAUAUCUGUCAUAUAUAAAUUGAAAUUGAAGGUGGUUGAUAAGAUUCCUGGAAAUAAAGUACUAUAAAUACUAAACAUUAAUAAACAUAAAAUCUUACCCCUCACUGCUGAGAUUAAUAUAUAUUUUAGCUUUCCCCUUAUUUGUAAUAUAACCGUAGUACUGUGUGCAGGCCAUUUGGGAAUAGUUCAGCUUAUUAAUUACUGUAUUAAUUACUGGCAGGGAUUGAAUUGCACAAAUGCUGCCCCUUAUGCUGCAUGAGGAGUUGCUAGUAUUAUAGUAUUUUUGAAGAUCCAUGUGGAAAAGCUACACCUCUGUAUUGCCUCUGAUUAAAGUACCUACGCCACCUAAGGUGAUUGUUUCCCUGCACUUUGGAUUAGGAGCCAUGGAAUCCAAAAAUUGUUUGGGGGAUUUCAUUAUCUCACAGCCAGUCCAAUCCAGGAGACAAUCCUAGAAGAAUUAUGUAGCAGUUGACUCCCAUUCUGUCAGUCUUUGAUUUUAAAAAGGCAUGGAACUUUAAUUAAAACAGUGUAGUAUUGGUGCAUGAGUGAACAGAGACCAUGAAUAGAAUGAACAGAAAGACCAGAAUAGGCCCAACAUAAAUAACAAUUUAGUAUAUGGUUUAAGUGGCAUUCAAAAUCACUGGGGAAAGAAGACCUUUUAAAUAAGUAGGAUUGGACAUCUGGAUAGCCAUUUGGAAAGAGAAAAUGGAUUCAUGCUUGGUAUACAAAUUGAAUCCAAUAAAUCAGAGAUUUAAAUGUGAAGAAUGAAACCACAUAAAUACAGAUUGAAAAUGGGGUAAAUUUCUUUGUAACUUGGGAACUGAGGAAAGUCUUUUUAACUGUAUCUCAAAAUCCAGAUACAGUAAAAGAAAACUGAUACAUUUGACUAUAUGUAAAAAUAGAUAACUUUGCAUGGCAAAGAAAAUAACAUAAUGUCAAAAGAGGAAUGACAAAAUGAAAAUAACAUAUUUUGCAACUCAGGCAAAAGGUGAGAUGCCAAGGCUCAUCCUGGCAAAAUGGAAAGAACUCUAUAUAGAUCCCUAUAAUAACACCUCUAGGACAAGUACUAAAGAUCCAUCGCCACAAAUAAAGAAAGCAAAAGCACAAGAUUAUUCAUUGUAGUGUUAUUUGUAAUAGCAGAAAUUGGAAACAAUCUAAUAAUUGUCCAUCAGGGGAUUGGUUAACCAAACAUCCCAUGGAAUGAUUUUCAACCUUAAAAAAUGAUUGUGGGAUUAUAUGAAAUAAUUAGAAAUAUGCAAAUUCAUAGUCGAAAAUUAGAAUACAGGUUACCAGGGGCUGGGUGGCAGUGGGAAAUGGGGAGUUCAUUCUUAAUUGGUACAGAAUCUCUGGGGUGAUGGAAAAGUUUUGGUAAUGGAUGGUGAUUAUAGUGGCACAACAUUGUGAAUGUAUACAAUCCACUGAACUGUAUAUCUGAAAGUGAUAAAAUGGGACAUUUUUGGUUGUAUAUAUGCUACCAGAAUAAAUUAAAAAAAAAAACAAAAACAUAGAAAUGUACAACAUGAUGA
Choloepus didactylus (southern two-toed sloth) is the source of this 3782-nucleotide messenger RNA. RefSeq names its product debranching RNA lariats 1 (gene DBR1). Gene Ontology annotation, cellular component: nucleus. Lineage: Eukaryota; Metazoa; Chordata; Mammalia; Pilosa; Megalonychidae. Gene Ontology annotation, biological process: mRNA splicing, via spliceosome. Gene Ontology annotation, molecular function: RNA lariat debranching enzyme activity. The transcript is spliced from 9 exons. The record is from RefSeq and is a predicted model, not a curated record.